CUGUGAAGUCAGAACAUCAUCCAACUAGCUACAACCUAAAAUGUAACCAGUUCUUCAAGAAUUUUAACAUACUGAUCAAUUUGUAUUUAAACUCAGUUCAAAGGAUAAUCCAUGACAAAACACUAAUAAGGAUUACAAUGAAGAGUCUCCUGGUAAUAUCGCUGGUGGUGGCUGCAGCGAGUGCAGUAAACUUCUUAGAUCUCAUUCGCGAAGAGUGGAAUACCUUCAAGCUGGAGCACGAAAAGACUUACGAGAGCGAGACGGAGGAGCGCUUCCGCAUGAAGAUCUUCGCGGAGAACCGACACAAGGUGGCACGGCACAACCAGCUGUUCGCCAAGGGGCUGGUGUCGUUCCGCCUCGCGCCCAACAAGUACGCCGACAUGCUGCAUCACGAGUUCGUGCACACCAUGAACGGGUUCAACCGCACCUCCAAACACGGCAAGGGGCUGGUCGGCAAGGGCGCGGAGCACCGCGGCGUCACGUUCAUCGCGCCCGCCAACGUGGCGAUGCCCGAGCAGGUGGACUGGAGGCCGCAGGGCGCCGUCACCGACGUCAAGGACCAGGGCAAGUGCGGCUCCUGCUGGGCGUUCAGCACCACGGGUGCGCUGGAGGGACAGCACUUCCGGAAGAGUGGCUACCUGGUGUCGCUGUCGGAGCAGAACCUCGUAGACUGCUCGGCGGCGUACGGCAACAACGGCUGCAACGGCGGGCUCAUGGACAACGCCUUUAAGUACAUCAAGGACAAUCACGGCAUCGACACCGAGAAGACCUACCCCUACGAGGCCACUGACGACAAGUGCAGAUACAACCCAAAGAACAGCGGUGCCGACGACGCGGGCUUCGUGGACAUCCCCCAGGGUGACGAGGAGGCCUUGAAGAAGGCCGUGGCCACCGUGGGUCCCGUUUCCGUGGCCAUCGACGCCAGUCAGGAGUCCUUCCAGCUUUACUCCUCCGGAGUUUACUACGACGACGCAUGCUCCUCCGAGAAUCUCGACCACGGGGUGCUGGUGGUGGGCUACGGGUCGGACGAGGCGGGCGGCGACUACUGGCUGGUCAAGAACUCGUGGGGCCGCACGUGGGGCGAGCUGGGCUACAUCAAGAUGGCGCGCAACCGCAACAACAGCUGCGGCAUCGCGUCCUCCGCCUCCUACCCGCUCGUGUGAGCGCUCUCGUGGACUGGUGUGUGCGGAAGGUUCACGUUGAUCGAAAAAAACUAUAUUCGUGCGUCUUAAUAUUUUCAUUUAUGCGGUAAAAACCGAUCAGGGGUAUGGCUUCGAUAAACUUCAUCACCCCAUCCAGGUUAGCGCCCUUCCAGUUUAGUUUUGACACACGUUUAUUUCUUUAGAUGACGACAAAACUCGCCGUACAUAUUGUCCAUAAGAAUAUAAAUUCUUAUGUUCAGUUACUACAAGUUGCAUCACUUACAUUCCGUCACGAUUCGCCAUUUGAUAUUUUUAACAAUUAAGGUUAUGUAUAAGUAUGAAGAAUUUUUAUUUUAUUUUUUAAUUUUUACUUGCUAACGUGUGAUACUUCUUGUUAGGUUAAAAUAAUUUGAUGUAAGAUAAAUAAUAAAUGAAGACGUUAUA
Pararge aegeria (speckled wood butterfly) is the source of this 1586-nucleotide messenger RNA. RefSeq names its product cathepsin L (gene Bcp). Gene Ontology annotation, cellular component: lysosome. Gene Ontology annotation, biological process: immune response. The coding region runs from base 138 to 1163 and encodes 341 amino acids. The record is from RefSeq and is a predicted model, not a curated record. Gene Ontology annotation, molecular function: cysteine-type endopeptidase activity. Lineage: Eukaryota; Metazoa; Arthropoda; Insecta; Lepidoptera; Nymphalidae. The transcript has 7 exons.